Molecule: messenger RNA, 9513 nt
Organism: Scophthalmus maximus (turbot)
Lineage: Eukaryota; Metazoa; Chordata; Actinopteri; Pleuronectiformes; Scophthalmidae
Gene: larp4b
Product: La ribonucleoprotein 4B
Exons: 17
Coding region: 688-3036 (782 amino acids)
Biological process (GO): positive regulation of translation
Cellular component (GO): cytosol; cytoplasmic stress granule
Molecular function (GO): mRNA 3'-UTR binding
Source: RefSeq, a predicted model, not a curated record
CGUUGUUGACGAUCUCGGCGCUGCACACGAAAGGGAAAGGAAACAGCUACUUCUCCAUUCCGAACCCUCCUGUCGCCUUUAACGGUAACGAGCGUUCGAUCGAUCGGAACCUUCGAGGCGAACAUCGUCGAUAUUCCUCGGUUCGGGACAAAGGGAUCUGCUGCCCGCCACCUCCCGCAGAGCACCGCGACGACUCCGCUCCUGAAAUCGCAGGCGCCAGAUUUAUCGAGCCCGACUGCACAAAGUUGAUAAGGCAAGCUAGCUAGCUAGCCACCUAGCUAAGUCUCAGCUAGCUUGCAGUGCUUGUCGGGGGGGGGGGGGGGGGACAGGUUUUAUUUUCUUUUUUUAAAUUUUCUUUUGUAAAUCUUUUCCUUUUUUUCUGCGAGGGGGGGCGUCGCUUCGUCAUCGCCCUGCAACUGCCCGCGGCUGUUUCCCCCGGGCAUCCGAGGAGCGUUCGCGGUGAAGUGUAAAACGCGGGUAAGCCGGCUGUUUUCUACAGCUAGCGUGCUCGGUGUAGCCUGCUAGCUAACACCCUGCGCAUUUAGCCUGGGAGCCAGUUCGAGGCCUCCGCCCGGCGCCGCCACCAGCCGCCGCCGCCAAAGUGUUUGCAUCGCCCCGCAGUGAGAGGUGACAGCUUACUUGGUGACGCAGAGACUUCUCCCUGAGGAGCCAAGAAGCAGACGGCUCAUGACUUCUGACCAGGACACGAAAGUUGUCGCUGAACCACAGGUGCAGCAAGUACAGGAGGCAAAAGAGAACUCUCAUUUGGAAUCCGCCAAGGUUUCGGACCUCAACCCCAAUGCGAAAGCAUGGGCCAACCACAUGUUUAGCCUGGACCCCAGCGGGAGUGCUGACACCACAACUGCUGCCCUGCAGCCAUGGAAGGACGGCUGCGAUAGUUCGGCCGACCCCGGCCCAGAAGGCUAUGAAGCCAGUGACGACAAGGCGUCCAAGGAGCCACUACUAACCGACCCAGAUGAGCCUCCACCGGUACCAGUGAUGCUGGCCGAGCCGGCCCCCGCUGUGGCCUCCACCGUGGCCCCCUCCGCGGCCCCGGAGCCGGCCUACACGGAUUACCCAGAAGCCGGGCAGCCCGAGCACACAGGCAGCGACCCCCAGCCGGAGAGUCCCCAGGAAGGCUUGAGGGAGCACCUGAAGAAGACCCUGGAGUUCUGUCUCUCCAGGGAGAACCUGGCCAGUGACAUGUACCUCAUCUCCCAGAUGGACAGCGACCAGUACGUGCCAAUCGUGACGGUGGCCAACCUGGACCACGUGAAGAAGCUCAGCACCGACGUGGAGAUGAUCGUGGACAUUUUACGCUCUCUGCCAUUGGUCCAGGUGGACGAGAAGGGGGAGAAGGUGCGACCCAAUCAGAACCGCUGCAUCGUGAUCCUCAGAGAGGUUUCCGAAUCCACACCCAUAGAGGAGGUCGAGGCUCUUUUCAAAGGGGAAAACUUGCCCAAGUUCAUCAACUGUGAAUUUGCCUACAACGACAACUGGUUCAUCACCUUCGAGUCAGAAGCAGAUGCACAGCAGGCAUAUCAGUAUCUGCGUGAGGAGGUGAAGACCUUCCAAGAGAAGCCGAUCAAGGCGAGGAUAAAGGCGAAGGCGAUCGCCAUAAACACUUUCAUGCCAAAGAACGGUUACCGGCCGGUGGAGGUGAACCCGUACGCGCAGCAGCAGCAGCAGCAGCGCUACACUUCCUACUACAUCCCGCCGGUCUACAGCCCCCAGCAGCAGUUCCCUUUAUACAGCCUGAUCACGCCGCAGACCUGGUCGCCCACACACAGCUUCAUCGACCCCACGCUGGUCGCCCCUUUUCACAACAACCAGUUCAUCAACGGAUUCACGACAUCACACAGUUUCAAACCAGCGACGUCGCCCCUCACCGUCAGACACUACUCGCUCAGGAACAGGAAUCACAGUAAACCUCACUUGAGGCCGACACUCCCCCCGGCGGACCGCAGCGCGGGGCUCCUGGACAGCCCGGCGCUCUUCCCCAGCUUCCCCAGCGACAGGCUCAACGGGGUCCGCAGCAGCCCGCCGACACGCCUCCCCACCAGCCAGCCCAGGACCAGGUUACCCUCAACGGCGGCCUUCCCUCGCAGGGACACGGUCGGCACGGGGCGAGUGACCGAGCCCGCGGCCGCGGACUACUCCCUGGGCAUCGGCCGAGGAAGGAAAAAUGUUUCUGCUUCUAGGAAAAAGAGGGAUGAAAAGUUUACAAGGGUGACGCCGCAGUCGCCGCCUCCUCCCAAACCCCCGUCUCCGAGCUUCGAGCUGGGCCUCUCCAGCUUCCCCCCGCUGCCCGGAGCAGCCGGCCAGCUCAAGACGGACGACGUGUUCGACAACCGGCUGGCCAGCAGCGUGGUCGCGGGACCCGCCAAGGAACGGAAUGUAAGCGCGGAGUCCAGUCGCGGAGGCGCUCCCUCUCCGGCCGGCCCCAAAGAGCCACUCCGGUCCCCCACCUCCCCGAUGCCUACAAGCUUCCAGCCCUCGCCGACAUCGGCCCCGGCCCCGACGUCGGCCCCGACAUUGACCCCGACCGCCGGCCCGCCACACAGUCCUGCUCCCUCCCUCCCUGCAGCGGAGGUGAAGGUGACCGAGGCAAAGCCAAAGGAGGCGCAGUCGUCCGUGGAGCGAGUUCCCGGCACUUUGUCCACAGCAAGCAAAUCGGUGCAAGUCAACGGUGCUGCCACGGAGCUGAGGAAACCCUCCUACGCUGAGAUCUGCCAGCGGGUGAAGGACGCUCCGACAUCACAGCAGCCGCCGCCCCCCAAGGAAGCCAAGCCAGCCUGUGCCGCCCCUGCAGGCAGCGAGGAGAGGAAGUGCCCGGACGCCUCCGCUACCGCAGGGGAGGCCAAGGCCAGAGAGACACACGCCCCCUCCUCCAAACCCGGAUCAGCGGCCAUCACCGCGGGCAGACCCCCGAGGGAGGCCCGGAGGCCGGCCGGGCGGUGGGCCUCCCCGCCCCCACACCCGGGGAAAAUCCCCAGCAAAGAUUCCCACCACACCCCGCCCAAGUCCCCGCAGUAAGGGAGUCUCCCUGCCAGUCCUCCGACCCCCGCCCCCCCCCCCCCCCCCCCCCCCCCUCCCCACUAUGCUCCACAGAUGCGUUUGAAAGAGGAAAUAUAAGUCAGGGCUACUCAAUACUUAUAUCCCCGUACCACCAGUCACAAACAAGCAUAGAGGAACGCCUUCUUUUCUUGAUCAGGGCUUGCAGACAAAAAGCACUUUACUGUGCACGUAGAGCAGCGUCUCCUUCUUUUUACUCUUAUUUAUUUGCUCUUUUUUUUGUUUCGUUUUUUAAUUUCACUUUUAUUUCUCCUUCACUCUUUUUGCAUGACGUCGUCGUGUCAGUCUGUACGUCGGCACUGACGACGACGACGACGCUGAAGCUCAUUCACUCUGUCUGACGGCCUCGUGGAGUUGAAGUAGUCGUGUGUGUGUGUGAAGCAGCGGGGGGCCAUUGUUGGCCGCCGCCCCAGUGGAUGAUGGGAAAGCGUGUGCGGCGCCGCACGACAGCCUCCACCUUGUGUGGCUCUCUCGGAGAGGCACUGACGUGCGACAAUGUAGCUUAUAAUUAUGGGUCAUAAUUAGCCAGGUUUAAUACAUAUUCACAUCCCAUAUGCAACUUAACAUCGUCAUCUCAUCGCGGCAAAGACUCGGUUUACAAACCCCCUUUUGUGUUGUUUUUGUUUAUCUCCACAAUUAUUUCCACUCGAGGAGUUUUUGCUGAAAUGUUUCAUUGUCGCCGCUGCAUUUUUUCUCCCUCUGAUUGUUUUGUCUUUUUUUUUUUUUUAACUUUCUUUGCCGACACCGCGGACGGGGGGUUGUCGCUGGUUACGUCACAUCGCUCGCUUCAAACGGCCGACUAGCCGACAUCAGUGCUGGUUUUGCUGUCGGGCAGGAAGGGCAUUCGCACGAACACCGGGAACUUAAAACUUUACUUCAAGAUGAAUUAGGAGUGGAGGGAAACUGUCGUUGGCCAAACUUACAUUUUUUGUCCGUCUGUAAAGUGGUUUGUGGUGUUUCUUUCCACAAGUCGGAGGAAGCUGCUUGUUUUUUUCUUGGCAUUGCCUUUUGGGGGGCGGAAGCUUUCGCGCCUCUUCUUCUUUCGUUUCCUAUCAAAACCUGUAGUAAAAAGGGGAAGAACGUACCACUGGCUCCGAGAACCGGCGAAGUGUCGGUCGACUGUUUCUGAAUAUCGUCUGUUGAGUCUUGAUGUUUUUCCUGUUCAACACGUUCAUCCAGCGGCGCGUUUUGUUUCCGGUUCUUUCUCCGAGUUUUGGUGCUAAACGUUCAAAUCCUGGAAUUCCUCUCUGACUACCACUCAUCUCACGCUGUAAUGUAGAUAUACUUGAUUUGACUUUGGAUCUGCAGAACUUUCUGUUUGCACUUUUUGUGUUUUCUCCCGCGUUACUUUUUCUUUUUUUCCUACCUGAAGCAAAAACCGGGGAAUGAUCCUGAAAGUCGAGGAAAUAAAACCAAGAUGCAAAUUCAUUUCCAGGAAAUUAAAAGUUCAGGACGCUGGCGAUAUCACCGUCUCCGUGGAAACGACGACUGAAGAUUUAGUCUUCAGGGGACGGAUGUUCGUGUGACGACUUUACCGUUUUUGUCCGACUCGUUUUAAAUUUUUGACGGCUCGUCACCGAAAGCUAAUAAUUGAUUAUUUUUUUUCUCCCCCGAAGGAUUCGGUGCCUGCGCUGGUUUGGAUGGUUUUGGCCUCUGGUUUUAUAUCGGAUGAGCUGCAGUGGGUUAAUGAAUAUGGAAGGUGAGACUGUUGAAUUAGGUCUUAUGUGUGUUUUAGGUAACGAAAAAGUGGGUUGUUGUUGUUUUUUUGGUUUUGUGGAACGUAGUUUGCCGUGUUGGAGUUGUGGCAGAUUUUGUUCCGAGUCCCGUUGAACCAGAGGACGAGACGAGAGCCGGCGGGUUGACAGCGGGAACGUGACACCGUCUUGUUGAUGUUCAGCUCCUCCUCCUUUUUCCUUCGGCGUCGGGUCUUCACCACUCGGGUUCUUUCGUCGUCGUUUCCGUUUGUGCGUCUGGAGACGUCGGUUUGCUUCUGCUUCCAAGUUUUGCACACUUUGAUUUGUCCUGAGUUUAAAAGUGAUGAUUUAAAAAGAAAAAAGAAAAAAGAUUGACCUUUUCUUUGCUUUACUUCACUCACGUUUUUUUUUUUGUCUUUCUUGGGAUAAACCCGCAGCCGACAGGAGUUAAAGUUUUAAACUCAUAAUAAAGUAAAAAAAAACAAACGUAUCGGUUACAACCAGACGCAGGUCGGUGGUGUCGUGGUGGACCGCUCUGGACGAGAGCCGGUGGAUCGUAAGAGAUGAAGUAGCGAGGAGGCAGAUUCAGGGAGGAGACGUUGUUGGAUUAAAUAAAAUUCUGCUUCGGUUCGGUUACGUCUGUUUUACUGUAGCAGCCACUCUGACAGAUGAGCCAACCGAGUCCCGGGAUGUUUCACUCGUUCAAAAUAAACGUCAUCAGCUGGUGAACAAGAAGCAAAGAAUUAUGAAAAUGUAAAAGUUUUCUCUGACUCGACGGCGAGUUUCCCUCCCUGCUCCUCGAGUCGUGGGCUCGGGUUGAUAACACUUCACAGUUGUCACCUCAGAUGUGGGAAAAAAAAAUCCUUGUUUAUCCUAAAUAAACAAAGAACAAAAAAUAAUAAUGAUAUUAAUAAUGAAAAUAAACCACUGUUCUACACACGGCAUCUGUUUUGGGGGGAGAAACACAAGCGUGCGCGACGUGGGACCUCGCAUGUGUCUCGACAAAAGUCUUCCUGCAACAAUAAAUCGUUCCGGGAUAAAUAUUCCCACGAGGAAGAAACGGGAGUCCGUCGGGAGAAGGGAACGCUUCACUAAACACCGCUCAUAGCUGCUUUUUGAUUUGGACGCUUAUCUUGAGUUUGCUAUAUAAAAAAAAAUGUUUGUUUGUUUUUUGAAGGACUGAGAUGCACUCGGAUGAGUCGAUUUUUUUUUUCUCUCAUCGGUGGAAAUGGUAAAAAAAGAUGUUCGCCAUUUCCACUUAUUUAUAAACCAGUGCUGUUUAUUCCAUGAGAAAUAUCGCCAGUUGUUUGGUUUUUUUUAGGGAGAAGAAAAAAUAUAUACACAAAAUGUAAAAAAAAAAAAAAAUCCAUCCAGUGUUUGAGAAACUUGAAUUUUAUUUAAACUUGAAAAAUGACUUUGCCUUAACUUUUUAUACGAGAAAAGCAUAAGAGAGUUUAUUUCUUUUGACACGCACGGAAAAAAAAAAAUCCCCCAAAACGUUUAACGAAGCGACGACACGUGGAAAAUAUUUAGUCGUACGAGACGUCACAAGUCGUUGACAGGAAGUUCAGAUCUAGCAGCAUUUGUUUCUUUUUGUAAAAUGUACGAAAAAGAAUAUCGUUUUUUCUUUUUCUUUUUUGUUGUUUAAUAGUUUCAGGUUGUUUGGGUUUUUUUGGGGGGGGGAUAUAAAUCUUGUAAAUGCAAAUUAGUCAAUACUGUAUUAAAUAUGGGCACUUUGAAGUGUGUGCUUUUGCUUGUACAGUUGUAAAUACUCAGAAAAAUAUAAGAGGUACCUUAAAAUGAUUAUAAAAAAAUAUAUUUGUUCUUGUUGAACUAUUAAUGUCGCUAUCGAGCUGGAUGUAGGAUAUAAAAAAAAAACUUAAUGUCGUGCUUUUUGAAAAAAUCUUUUUCUUUAACUUAGUAUUUUUUUCUUUGGAGUUUAGCUGUGGAGUUUGAAGGUCGUCUGAUUGUCAUUUGUUUCCUCUUUCCGGUCAGUUGUCUUUCAUUCCAUUCACCUGUUGGCGUCGGUCACACCUGGUGUGUACAGGUGUGACACCUGGUGUGUACAGGUGUGACCUCAGCCCCGCCCCCACCCGGCCCCUCCCUCCUCACUGUGCACCAAUCGAAAAAAACGAGGCUGCGUGUCCACCAACAUCCUCUUCAACGCUCCGGCUUCCUUCUGUUGACGCAGGAAAUUAUUAUAUGUGAAAUGAAAAACAAUCACUACGUCUCAGAAUUUUACUUGACAGCAGCAGUGGCUCUUUAUUGAAUUCUUCUCUCAUAAUAAUAAGAAGAAAUCCAACAGAAGUAAAUGAGAAGUCUGCAGCAGAGGCAUUAAACUAAUAUUUCAGGUUGGAGAGACGCCUCAUGAAAACCAUGACACUACUAAUAUUCAUCAUGUUCAUGCAUAAUAUGCAUCUAUAUACUGUGACUGGACACUUGUUGUCUACUGUCCGACCAUGUUCGACGACAGGAAACAGGAAGUUCAGCCUCUUGUUGUUCUUCUUCCUCAUCGUGACGUGAGAUUUCUGUCCAUGUUUCAAGAUUAAUCGCGCAUCUCGCUGCUGCGCCGAGCCGAGUAGUGGCCGUUUUUUCAGAGCCUGAAGGCUGUUAGCCUAGCCUAGCCUAGCUUAGCUUAGCAUAAAAAACUAGAAGCGGGUGGAAACGUCUCUGUCCAAUCGCGCAUGUUGCUGCUGCGCGGAGCGGAGAAAAGUGGCCAUUUUGUCAGAGCCUGAAGGCUGUUAGCCUAGCCUAGCCUAGCUUAGCUUAGCAAAAAAAACAAACGAGAAGCGGGUGGAAACGCCUCGCUCGUCGCUGUCCAAACAUCUGCAGCUCAUUGAUAAACACGUCGUGUCUUGUUGGUCGAAUGGAAAUGUGAAAAGUGAUCGAUGGCGGGGUUUUGUUUUUGGAUUGUAACAUUUCUGUUUGUCACGCAAACAAAACAUGACGUGUUAAUUAAAGGAGCUGCCGGCAGAAAGCCUACACAGAGCCAGGCUAGCCCCUCCCACCUGCCUCCAGUCUUUUUGCUAUGCUAAGCUAACGGCCCUCCUGAUAUUUACUGCACAGUGCGAGUCGUUUGUUAGCUUCGCCCGAGAAUGUGGACGGAAAGACUUUGCUUCCGGAGAAACUUAAGUUUGUAGAAACGAAAGCGAAGCAGAAAAUCAUAUCGCUGCGCUGCGAGUGGCCCCGCUGCGCUUCCUGCUUCCUGUCGGCAGCUGAGGAGAGUGAUGGCUGACGGACACGCCCCCGAGUUGCGGCUGGUGUACGUCACAUGGCGCUCGAGGUGGGAUGUGAUUGGUUGCCCCGAGACGUCCCGAGCCUCCGCACCGUGAACUUUGGUCUCAACUUGACUCAAAACCUUUUCCCUCCUCGAGUGUCGAUGUGGGCGUCUGAUCUGAUGAGCCCCCCUCGCCCCAGAAAAAUUAAAAAUCAUUGGCAGGUUCUCGGCGUUCGUGUCGUCGCCUCGUUUCUCCAUGUUCGUGUUCGUCAUCUCGUCCCCCGGACAAAUAAAAUGUACAAAUAAUGUCGUUGACUUUAGUUUUGUCGGAGCUGAGGCUCCACUGGAAUCACAGUUUUCCUUUCCUGUUCUUAUUUCAUUGAUUCUCUUGUGUUUUCUGGCACAUACAGUACAGCAACAUGGACGCGUCUGUUGGACAGAGGAGAAAAUCAUUUGAUCACAUGUUGGACAUUUUGACGUGGCAAAGAAAAAAAGAAAGAGAAACGAUUACUGUGCCAUUAUACAACUGUUGUUCAUCAUCGUCCCGACCGGCGGCGGUUGAACUGUACAUAGACCUGCUUUUUUUUUCUUUCUUUUUUAAGUUUUCAUCUUUUAUCUGUUUUUGUUUCUUGUUUUUUUUUCAAAGAUGUGCGAGUUUUCAGGUUUUCUGAAAAGUCCCGUCGAAGAUCUCUUCUCACGACGUGACACUUUGGGGCGGUCGACGCCGCCCGACGACGAGGCCCCGAGGCGGCGGCGGCUUCGUGUGACCGCACGGAACUCUGGGAGCCGUUGGAGCUGAACCCUGAACUGUGACUGUCUGCAUGUGCGGAACACGAACCGGUGACUCGUUCAAAGGGAGCUCUUCUUCUCGUUGUCCUGCUGCACGCCUCUCUCCCCCCCGUCUCGCCGGAAUCAAACGCAGACACGCUGUGGAGCUGGUGACUCGUGGAGCGGCACGCUUCAUAUAUCGACCCCUCGCUCGCCGCAGCGCUCCGUCUCCUUCCCGCUCGCCCGUUGUGACCAGUGCCAUUUUUUGUGUUUUCUCGUUUAGUUUUUUUCCCCUCGAGCGUCGCAUCUUGUUGGAACACGGACUUCCUCGUGGUUGUUGUUUCUUUUUCUCUCUUGUGGAAGUUUGAAUUAACGAAGGCACCGACCGACCGACUGGAACUCUUUAAUCUGCUCACUGUGGUUUAACUCAUUAACACUCUCUCACCGUGCUACGCUAACGGCUAACGGCUGCGGACAAUCGACGGCUCCACCUGGUGGUGGGGUGUGGACAUGAUGAUUUUUUUUCUUGCCUAACGACACCUUUAACAGACGUGGGAGUGGAGGUUGCGAUUCAAGAGGGCUGAUUGGUUCUCUGUUUUGAUUUUCUUUUCUUUUUUUUUCAAUCUUCCAUGGAGACUGGAAUCAAGCGUACAUGUCCGCUAUAGAUAAUUUAAGUUACUCCUGUGUCAUGAUGUAAAACUUGUCUAAUUUGGAGAAAAAAAAAUGUAGCUUACUGAAAAAUAAAGAUUUAGGCACUGA